This is a messenger RNA of Eriocheir sinensis (Chinese mitten crab), 4462 nucleotides long. RefSeq lists its product as uncharacterized. NCBI's taxonomy places the organism in Eukaryota, Metazoa, Arthropoda, Malacostraca, Decapoda, Varunidae. The transcript has 7 exons. The record is from RefSeq and is a predicted model, not a curated record. Gene Ontology annotation, molecular function: N-acetyltransferase activity. Bases 1037 to 1852 code for a protein of 271 amino acids.
GACGUCAGAAAUUUUGCCGACGGUGGCCGACCCUCUGCCGACGGAGACCCGACGGUGAUGGUUUCCUGGGAUCGUUCAGGAGGCGCCGUAACAAAUGCAACGCCCGACCCACGACCAUCGCCAUCAGCAGCAACAACACACGAGGACGAGGCAAAGUAGAAAAAGCUAUCCCUAUAAAACACUCCGAAAGAAGGAGAAGACCAUAAAACACUCAAGAAGAAGAAGAGGACUGAAGGAAAGGCAGGAAAUAAGGAACCAAGAAAAAGAAAACAAAAGGAAGGACGCAAACAAGAAGGAAAGACAGCUACGUAGUUAGAAAGGAGGAAACAAGCAAGGAGAAAACGCAGCUUGUUAGAAAGUAGGAAACAACAGGAAAUAAGCAAGCAAACAAGAAGGAAAGACAGCUACUUAGAAAGGAGGAAACAACAGGAAAUAAGAAAGCAAACAAGAAGGAAAGACAGCUAGUUAGAAAGUAGGAAGCAACAGGAAAUAAGCAAGCAAACAAGAAGGAAAGGCUGCUAGUUAGACAGGAGGAAGCAACAGGAAAUAAGCAAGCAAACAAGAAGGAAAGACAGCUGGUUAGAAAGUAGGAAACAACAGGAAAUAAGCAAGCAAACAAGAAUUAAAGACAGCUAGUUAGAAAGUAGGAAACAACAGGAAAUAAGCAAGCAAACAAGAAGGAAACGCAGCUUGUUAGAAAGUAGGAAACAACAGGAAAUAAGCAAGCAAACAAGAAUUAAAGACAGCUAGUUAGAAAGGAGGAAACAACAGGAAAUAAGAAAGCAAACAAGAAGGAAAGGCAGCCAGUUAGAAAGGAGGAAACAACAGGAAAUAAGCAAGCAAACAAGAAUUAAAGACAGCUAGUUAGAAAGUAGGAAACAACAGGAAAUAAGCAAGCAAACAAGAAGGAAAGGCAGCUAGUUGAGAAAGCAAGGAAAGGAAAUAACGGAAGCAAGCAAGCAAGAAGGAAAGGAAGGCAGCAAGAACGAAGGAAAGGCAGGCAAGCAAGAGGAAAGUUAGCCAUUACAGUAUCAACAUGGCCGGCUCGGUGGCGCCCGUGUGUGUGGUGCGGCAGUACAGCCCCAAGGACAAGGCAGCGGUGCAGGACAUAAUGGGCCAAGCCAUAAUGGAGACCGUCAUGGAAUACUUUUGGGCUGCCGUCCUCUCUGAAGUGUCCCCGCAGGUUGCUCUUUUGGUAAUUGCUUUUGCCUUCAUUGGUCUUGGAGUGCCCUUCUACUUCUGCCUGCUUGGAAUCCCCGCAGCUGUCGUCAUCAUAUAUGUUGUGGUCUGGGCGGCUCACAUGUCCAGGGUUCUUGAGGUGAACCAGGAGCUGGGUAACAUCCCGCAGUUGUUUCUUCAGCAGCCUAGUGGAAAUUUUUGGGUGGCAGAGGUGAUGGAAACCUCAGAAUCAUGUGAGCUUGAUUCUCUGAUAAACAAGACCAAAAAGGUUGAGUAUCAGUUCAUGAGUGAGGAUGAGGCCAGGGCCAAACAGGCAGAGCUGGAGGGCCUCAAAAGACAUGUGGUGGGCAUGGUGGGGGUUACCAAGUCCCUGAGAGGUGGCAUGAGGAAUAGGCUAAAGCAUUUAGUGGUCAAAAAGGCUUACAGGCGCCGCGGCAUUGCCCAGGGUCUUGUGGAUGAAGCAGUACAGUUCUCCACUGACCACUGCAUGGAGGGGAUUGAAUUAGUUACUACAGAAUGUCAUCACAAGGCAAGGGAAUUAUUCUACAGAAAAGGGUUUGAAGUCCAGCACACCUACUACAAGUACUACCUUAAUGUCCAGCAACCCGUGUACCUCUUCAGCUUACCUUUGAAGCCUCCUAAGGCUGAGUUAUCAGAAAUUUCUUCCACCUAGUUUUCAUUUAAAUGUCCAAGGAAUUUCAGGGGCAUUGAAAAGUAGAACUUUGACCCUUUUGAAAUCUUCCACUUGCUGUCUUUCACAGACAUUGACAUUGAUAUUUCUGGAGCAAUGUCAAAGUAAACCUAAUUUAUAAAGAUAUUAUUAAGAAUCUCAGAAGGGCACCAUUCCUGAUAUGAAUGAUGCUAAUGGUUUCUUUGUAUUCAGUAUUUCAUGUUUGAUACAGGAACACUUCCAAUGUAUAUUUUGGUGAGUAUUAUACUAUGACAAAGGGCUUGUUUAAAAUAUUGUACAUGAGGUCUUUAAAUACUUAGCGCAUGAAAACUUAAACCACAAAGUCUUUCAGAGACACAAUCAGAGUCUAAAAUGUAGUCGGGAACACUUCAUUGUUGUCAUAUGUUAUUUUGAGGAAAGUGAUUUCAGAGGUAUGUAUUUGGGAUGCUCCAUUUUGAAAAUUUGUCAGAAAUCUCAAGCAUAGGUUUGUGAGUGUUACAUUGCUUUGCAUCUUUUAGAGAAUCAACUUUUGGACCAAAUAGUUUAAUUCAUUCAUUCAUUUCAUCGACGCCUGCUCCUAGGAGCUCCCACCAGGGGAUGGCCACGGCAGAAGUGCUUCCAACUUUCUCUAUCCAGACACUCCCUCCUUGCCUGCUCAAAGUCUCUCAAAGAUCUUUCCCUCCUCUCCCUGAUGUACUCUUGCACCCUAUCCCUCCAUUUUACUGGAGGUCGUCCUCUAGCAUUCCCUCCCUCUAUCUCACUCACAUACCUAACCUAUAGUUUAAGAAUUUUGUAAUAAGUAAUAUGAAAUAAUAGGGAGAGUGGUGACGUCAGAUACAUGGACGUGGAAUGCAGCACAGUAACAGAGAAUACAUGCAGUGGAAAUGAGUUAUAAAAGAGAUGCUUGUGGUGUUUCAGGAUGGGAUGGAGACAGUAAUAAAGGGGGGAUGAGACGCUAGGUAUGGGUGUGACACCAAAGGGGGUGGAUUGUGGAGUGGUUGAAUGGGAGAAGUGUGAUAAGCGGAGAUAUUUUGGACACGAAGAGAAUGAAUAUGUGGGGAGUGUGUAUGAGGGAAGGAUUGAGGGAGGGGGUGGCAGGGGAAGCUCACCCAUGAAGUGAAUCAAUAGGGUGAGUAUGUGAGUGAAGGAGCUGGAAGUAGCAGGAUUGAGUGUGCUGAGAGGGAGUGCCAGAACGGGGAGAAAUGGAGACACUUAUACAGUGGCUACCCCUUGGAGGGAAGUUCUCAUGAGGGAACAGUUCGUUGAAGAAAUAGAUAGAUCGCUGGACAUAUGAGGAGAAGAGGAGAAGAACACAUCCUGAGAUAUGCACUGACCACCAGGAAGGCCAAGGAAGACGUGGAGAAAGGUGGUGGAGGAUGAUAUGAGGAGCCUGAACAUCACGGAAGAAAUAGGUAUGGACCGGCAACAGUGGAGGAGGCUCAUAUCCCGUCCAACCCCAUCAUAGGGAAUAAAUGGACGUUAAACGAUGAUGAUGAUGAUGAUCCCACUGUUCAAAUCAUCACUGCUAUCCCAUAUACUGUGAUGCUGGUUGUUCAAAGUGUACUUUUAUAAAAUAUGAACAUUGUUGUUGUUAGACUGUACUUUUAAUUUCAAUUUUGUUAGCAUCUCAGUGCAAGUAAACUGAUUCAUCAAGGAUAUUUUACUUAUUUGUUUAUUUUCUUAUGUAUUAACUUAUACUUUGUUGCUCAUCUCUAAUGAUAUUUUUGUUCAAUGAUUCGUGUCCAUAUUCUUUGAUAUUGAAAUAGGCAACAUAAACAUAUAUGGAAAGCAUCUGUGUGGGGGAGAAGAACUGGCGGAGAUGAUACAGAACGUCCAACCUCAAGGAAGCUGAUUUAAUAAGAGAGGAGAUGUGAAGUUUCCGGUUGAGAUCUUGAGGUAAAGGAAAGGCACAAAGGGAGGGGAAGGUCAUUAACCCAGAUGUAUUUACUUAUUUGGCCACAUGUGAAACAGAACACCCACCUCCCUUUUUAUGCCAAUCAUUUUAUGUGAAUAUUUACAGAUAUUUUGACAGCUCAUAAAUUUUCUGGGUUCUCUAACUAACAAUGUAGACUGCUGAGAACUAGUACAGGUAACUUGAUUUACACGAGUAUUGUGUCCUUGAAGAAGUCGCGUAAAUCAAAAACAAUAAAUCAAACAAGAGGUUGGUUUGUACCUUUAUUGCCUACUGUAUCACUCUGACUCCUCUCCCUCGUGGUUCCUCCUCUGGCUGCCCUUCCCCUCGUGGUAGCACAGCAGCGAGGGUGUUGUUGUUGUUGAGUAGCGUGGCAGCGUAGGUACUGUAUUGUUGUUCAAGUGGUGCACGGGAAGAACUGAACUCAGCUGUGUGGCCGCGGCGCCGUGUGAGUCCAGUUGCGUGAGACAUCUGGUGGCCACUCCAUAAAAUAUCGCAUAUAAGUGAAAAAAACGUGUAAAUUACUAAACAUUUAUUUGGAUUUUGGACCCCGCGUUAUUUCAAAAACGCGUAAACCAAACUCGCGUAAAUCGAGAGUUACCUGUAUGAUUCUGCAGCAAAUUUUUAUCUUUUUUCAAAUGUUUGAUAUAAAUUGUUGUGGGGACUAUAUUUUUUCAUGAAAAAUGAGGACUACCUGUGAA